Molecule: messenger RNA, 363 nt
Organism: Trichomonas vaginalis G3
Lineage: Eukaryota; Parabasalia; Trichomonadida; Trichomonadidae
Product: kinase C-related family
Exons: 1
Source: RefSeq, a predicted model, not a curated record
GCACAAUGGCAAAGAGCAGUUUCACCAAGGUUAGGUGUUCCACCAGCUCCUGUCAAAAAUAGCAUUUGGUCAAGUCCUUAUAUAAGAUAUGGUCUCCCACUAGGUUUGCUAGCUACAGCAGGAGCAGUUAUGAUGUUGAAAAGAAAUAAAGCAAAUGUUAUAAAUAAUACUGAAGUAGCUGAAGUUAAACAAACUCCAACACCUUCGUCAAAACCAACGCCUUCACAAGCAAAACCUUCAAUGACUCCUGAACCUAUGGAAGUACAAACUCCUGUUCAAAAGUCAACUCCUAAACCGACUCCAACAUUUAAACCAGAACCUACGCCUCAAAUAAAUCGUAAAACUCCUGCGUUUCCUUACUGA